AUGGAGAUCGAUGUUACAAAUCUCGGAACACUCACUCCGAUCCAUACGAAUUUCGGUAGUAAUAAAGAUGAUCUUCUCAUAGUCGAAUAUGAUGUACCACAGAGGAAUGUGAAACAGACUCUCUUUUUCAAAUAUGGCCAACUAUCUGUUCCUAAAUGGGCACUGAUCCCGGCUGGAAUUUUAGCAUUUGGCGUCAUAACAGCACUGUGCGCGAUUAUCGUAAAUUCCAUUCUUUCACAAUCCGUGGCGACGGUAACUUAUUCUCAAGAAUGUGGCAAAUUGUCUAAAUGCAAAGAAGGCGUCGGUUUAAUAUGUGGAUCGGCAGGACGAUGCGUAUGUUUAAAUACACAAUAUUGGUACGAGAAUAAAUGCGAUCAGCAACCAACGUAUGGAGAAAAAUGCAACCAAACAAUCGAGUGUCGUACAGAUUUGAAUUUGUUAUGUGCAGAAUUUGACGGUCUAUGCAAUUGUCCAAAUACAAGUAAAGUACAGACGUGCGAUUGUUCUUCGACAUCCUAUUGGACUGGUUCGAGCUGUACGGCACGUAGUAGUGUUCUUGGUUCAUGUAGUGUAGCUAACACGAGUUAUCAAUGUUUAUCAAAUCUUUAUUGCAAUGGAACAAUGUGCAUCUGUGGAGAAAAUACGUAUUAUUGGAAUGAAACUGCUAGUGAAUGUUUUCCAAUUGACAAAUAUAUGGCUGCUUGUGAUGUAGCAACAGCAUAUUCUUGCGACACGAGCGUUGGAUUAUCUUGCGUAGCAGCUGGUCAAGGUUCGCAAUGUCCAUUCAAUGCUACUGCUUCUUGGUCAUGUGACUGCGCCAAUCGAACAUAUUGGAAUGGUGGAUCGUGCGUUAGCAAGAAACUUGUCGAUACAUCCUGCUUUUGGAAUUGCGAAUGUGAUUCCGACCGUGGUCUUUCAUGUCUCAAUAUGACAUGUCUUUGUCCACAAUAUUAUUAUUGGUCGACGGUUGACAACCCACCUGCAUGUGUACUGCAAAAGAACUAUUCGGAAACGCAAUGUUUUAAUACAACUCAAUGUGAUUCUACCCAAGGUUUAACAUGUUAUUUAUCAGGGACAGCAUGUAAUUGUCCAACUACAUCAGUAAUUAAUAUGUGUGAUUGUCUAACAACUCAGUAUUAUGAUUAUAGUCGAUUAUCUUGCCAAAACCUUUUAUUAUACAAUGACAGUUGUACGGCUAAUUAUAUGUGUAACUUAAGUGUAGGUCUCUUCUGUCAAACCUCUGUAAACAAUGCAAACAACUGUUCUUGUCCAGAGCCUAGUCGUGCAAAUAUGUGUGAUUGCAAUGCGUCAUCGUACUGGAAUGGUAUUAAGUGUACACCACGUUUAGCGCCAAAUGUAUCGUGUACCUAUGACUAUGAAUGCCAAUCGGGCUAUAUAUGUUUGGUGAAUGAAACUGAUAACGGCUAUUUCUCUGAUGUAUGUCGAUGUCCAAUAGGACAAUAUUAUGUGAAUGGAAGUGGUUGUGUACCAUCUUUGAAUUAUUCGGACGUUUGCAUUGGAUCGUAUCAAUGCUACGAACUAGCAACACUCUCUUGUCGUUACAACUUUACAAAUUUAACAUGUUUAGUUAGCGGUGAUUUACCUGCAUGUGAUUGCGCAGAUAACUAUUAUUAUAAUAGCUCUGCACGUCGUUGCCUGCCACGCUUGAAUCAAUUUGAAACUUGUCAAUUUACUUGUGAAUGCAAUCCACCAUUCAUAUGUACACUCAACGCCAUGUGUGACUGCGAGUAUUAUUAUAGUUCGAUCAAUCAGACAUGCGUUCGGUAUUUACAAUACGGUGAUAGUUGUCAGAAUACGACUCAAUGCGCAGACACCCCAAAUACAUACAUGACUUGUGAUAACACUAAUACAUGUUCUUGUAAUUCAUCGGGAUAUUGGAAUGGAUCUCAAUGUGUGUUUACUAGUAACUUUCGAAUAUCAUGCACGAAGAACAAAGAUUGUUACGGUGAAUUAAUGUGUCGAAACAUUCCUGGCCUUGGUCUGGGACAAACAUGUUCAUGUCCUGAUAAAACUUAUUUUUCGCCUACUUAUCAAAAUUGUACGCCAUGUACUGGCAGUGAAAAUAAUUAUGACAGAUAUGUGAUUAAUUUUUCUGACCGCGAUGCAUGUGUUGCGAUCUUUGACCCAAAUGGUAUGUCAACUGUAACUUACUCAGGUGCCAACACUGGUUGUGCAGGCCUCACGCCAUAUGGAUCGACUACGACACCAAUCCUAAUUAGCCUUCACAAUGCAACCGAUCUUCUAGCUAUUGGUCAAGUUCUGGACCAGGUCGAUAAUAAGGAUAAAUGCCCUAAUAGACUAUACUAUCUCGGCCUAAACAGUUCUACAUCGAUAUUCUUUGAUGGAACGGCUUAUUUUUCAGUAUUCACAAGUCCCGUUGUAAGUUCAUCACAAUGCCUCACCGCAUGUUUACUUUCUGGCAAGAGGAGUCAGUUAAGCGCAAGUGCUUGCGGUCCGAGUCCCGGAACAAGUUUUGGUGCCAUUUGUGACUAUCGAGUCGACUAA
Adineta ricciae is the source of this 2526-nucleotide messenger RNA. The record is from the annotation of a GenBank genome assembly. Lineage: Eukaryota; Metazoa; Rotifera; Eurotatoria; Adinetida; Adinetidae.